Molecule: messenger RNA, 1144 nt
Organism: Cloeon dipterum
Lineage: Eukaryota; Metazoa; Arthropoda; Insecta; Ephemeroptera; Baetidae
Exons: 3
Coding region: 1-1143 (380 amino acids)
Source: RefSeq, a predicted model, not a curated record
AUGGUGCACGACGACCUCUGCAAAUUAUUAAGAGAAUCGCUUCCCGAGAUUAUCAAAAAGGACGUGUGGCUGCAUUUUCUAGAAAGAAAUAAAUUGCCAAAAACUGUGGCCACUGUGUGCGAGAAGAUUGUGUGCGACGACCCAGAGCAACAACUGUUCAACCUCCUCACGGCCAACAUUGCUUUGAGCAAGCAGGUUGUUAUGGGAGAGUUCUUGACUCUAGACAUGCUCAGCGUUGACUCGGAAGAAACACUGAUUAUCGCCGGCUUCAAAUUCCUGAAUGAAUUGCGUGGUGGGAUACAAAAUCUUGAAGAAUACAGGACAUACUACCGCACGUACUUUCUGCCCUUUUUGCGUCUUCUGACCUUGAGGCCGGGAGACUUGGCUCGUCUUUACCACAUCCUGCUGCCGGAAGAAACGCUGUUCCUGCUGAGCCAGCUGCGCGACAACGUUCCUCUGCUCACCUUCAAUGAUCUGCCCAUAAAUCACGCUCUUUUUAAGCACUGCAAGGAAUCUAAGAGGAAGCGUGCCCUGUAUCGCUACCUGAGAGUCGUCAGAGACGAAGAAAUCCUCGACCUGAGAGAGGUCGUCCGCGAGGGCGAGUUCAUCGCCAUGGACCCAGGCGAGAACAAGUUCGUCUUCUCGUUCGUGGCCAACGAGAACAUCACAAUCAAGGACGUGUAUAUCUUCUCGCCGUUGGACCUGGAAGUGGAGGACUUCGCCGCCAAGGAUGUCAUGCGCCACCUGGAAAGGAAGGAACACCAGCAUCGCAACAUCAUCCGUAACAAGUGGAAAUUGAGGUUGAUCAGUGACUAUGGUCCUUCCAAAGACAGGGUCUUCCUCGCAAAUCAAAGGCAUUCACUGCGGUUGAACAAGUGGAUUACGUUCACAACGAACCUUUUCGUGCCGAAGAACUCGCGCAUUUCUUUAGAAGUAGUUCUGCGCGAAGAGCAGUUCAUGCGCCACGUGGUGGCCGAGCCAUAUAGAAUUUUUGAGAGCAGCGGCGCCGAAACUAAGAAAAUCUUCGACAAUAUCAACCUGGAGCAUUUUCACAAGGAGGACGGGCCAACAACAAAUGAGUUCAAGACUGUCACCAACGAGGCCUUCACUGUCUUCAAGGGCCUUCGCUACAAGUUAAAUUAAA